UCACUUUACCCAAUAAAUAUUUCAUUCUUUAUAGCCGUUGCAGCCUCUCUUCCUCACACAACUACAACUACAAUGACGACGACCACAGAAAACGCUGCCGUUUCACAUUCCGACACUUCUUCAAUCGCCGCUGCGCUGGAUCCAAUUACCGCAUUUUCUUCUCUGAAGCGGAAGCGACCGCCGAAGAUUGAGAUCCCAAACGUCCUGCAAGAAAUUAAAACCGAGAAGCAGCGUGACUUGGCGCCGCGAAACGGCGUCGUUUGCUUCAGUGGGAUCGGAGUUGGGGUCUCCUCCGCCAAAGGCAAGAAGAAGUUUAUGGAAGACGCGCAUAAGAUUGUUUCUUGCUUACAAGGCAACUCAAAGAGAGGUUUCUUUGGGGUUUAUGAUGGGCAUGGUGGUAGUAAGGCUGCAGAGUUUGCUGCUGAGAAUUUGCACACUAACAUUCUUGAAAUGAUGGAUGCUUGUACAGAAAAAGAAGAGGCCUUUAGAGCUGGGUAUCUGAAAACAGAUCACGAGUUCUUGAAACAGGGUGUAGGGAGUGGUACCUGCUGUGUAACUGCCUUAGUCGAUGAGCAGGAGGUGGUUAUUUCGAACGUGGGAGAUUGUAGGGCUGUUCUCUCCAGAGGUGGAGUGGCCGAAGCACUUACAAGAGAUCAUACUGCGGCACAGGAGGGCGAACGCCAAAGAAUACAGGAUAAGGGAGGAUAUGUGGAGUUCCACAGAGGAGCAUGGAGGGUCCAUGGGGUUCUUUCUGUUUCAAGAAGCAUAGGAGAUGCUCAUCUGAAGAGCUGGGUGCUGGGUGAGCCUGAAACAAAUGUCUUACAGCUGACUCCAGAUAUGGAAUUUGUUGUAUUAGCUUCGGAUGGACUGUGGGAAAAGGUUGGCAACCAAGAAGCAAUUGACAUGGCGACACGAACAUGUUCAGUACAGAAGAAAAUGGCACCUCCAGGAAAUGGACUGAAAGAUAAUGAUGAAGACCAUCUGUGUGUCAGUGUUAGCCCUUCAUCAAAGUUGCGAAGGACCUUGUUGGUUAAGGAGCCAAAGGUGACCCAAUCCCCAGGAGAACUCCAGAAAGAUAAUAAUGAUGAGAGUGGCUGUGUUAGGCACAGCCCUUCAUCAAAGUUGCAGAGGAUUUCAUUGGUUAAGCAACCAAAAGGGACUCAAUCCCCUGGAGAACUACUGAUAGAUAAUAAUGAGGACUAUGGCUUUGUCAAUGUGAGCCCUUCAUCGAAGUUGCGAAGGAUUUCCUUGGUUAAACAGCCAGAAGGGAUGCAAUCUCCAGGCUAUAAGAAGACACUCUUUGGCUCUAAAGAUGCUGAUAAUGACUUUUCAAGUGAAAAUGAAAGCCCUCCAUCAAAGUCAAGAAGACUAUCAAUGGUAAAACGAGUAAACAUGAAGACUGAAUCUCCCAUAAAAGAGAAGUGUGGAUGUAAAAUCAGACCUACCUGUGGUGAGAACGAAUUUGCAAGUGAAAAUGAAAGCCCUCCAUCAAAGUCAAGGAGAAUAUCAUUGGUUAAGCGAGUAAACAUGAAGAGUGAAUCUCCCAUAAAAGAGAACAGUGGAUAUAAAAUGAGACCCGCCUCUGGUGGACUGGUGACUGCUUGCAAGGAGCUUGUGAACCUUGCUUUGAGUAGGGGUAGCUUGGAUGACAUCACCGUAAUGAUAAUUGAUCUCAAUCAUUUUAGAUGCAACAGUGGAUAGGCCUAGGUCAGUUGACUGGGAAACCCUGCACUUGCACAGCUAUACACGAGCUGUGAGGGUCUAAUCCUCACUGAAUCUGCAUAAAGCUGUCGAGGGUUUAAUCCUCACUGAAUUUGAGGCUAUACAUAAAGCUGUUGAUGGUCUAAUCCAUGCUGAGUAUACGUUAGAUUCUUUAACCAGGUAGUCAUUUUUUCUCUCUGUAAAAGCUUAAUGAUCUCGCGCCACCUGAAGCUGAGUCUAAUAUAAUCUGAAUUACCUUUCAUUCAUCAGUGCUUCUUGCUCAGCUUUGGUUUGUACAAUGUGCGGAUAUAUAUAUAUAUAUAUAUAUAUAUAUAUAUAUA
Messenger RNA from Rosa rugosa (rugosa rose), 2042 nucleotides. RefSeq names its product probable protein phosphatase 2C 14. The transcript is spliced from 5 exons. The record is from RefSeq and is a predicted model, not a curated record. Lineage: Eukaryota; Viridiplantae; Streptophyta; Magnoliopsida; Rosales; Rosaceae. Gene Ontology annotation, molecular function: protein serine/threonine phosphatase activity; cation binding. Gene Ontology annotation, biological process: protein dephosphorylation. The coding region runs from base 73 to 1701 and encodes 542 amino acids.